AUGGCUUCGGCUCCGGGUUCGGCCCCUCGUGGGCCGACCAUGUUUGCGAACACCUUUUUGGUUGCCAACCAUGGUCAAGGAGGGCCGUCUUUGAGAGUUGUGGGGCCGCAAGAGGCCCGGAAGAAGAGGCCGCAUCGGUGUGACGAAGGAGACCCGUGCAGGAACUGCGUCAAGCGGAAAGAAACGUGCGUCCGGCCACGAGGAGGAGUGGGAGCGCGGGGGGCUUCAUCCCCACGCUCGAUCUCACAGACCUCUCCUCCCAUGCAGGCGGCUUCGCUCCCGCGUGAGAUGGACGUGUGCCCCCUGUCCGAAUCUGUCAACUUGCUGCAUAUGGAGCUACUGCAUCACUUUGAGCGGUACACCAUCCCCACGCUGCCGUUUAGGCCGGUGUGGCCGGGGAUUAUGCAGUUGGCCUUUCAGUCCCGAAAACACACCUAUCUCAUCAACGCGAUGUUGUCGACGGCUGCAGCCCAUCUCGACUACCUGAACCCGGGUCACGCGCAGUACCACCGGGCCAAGUAUGCCCUACUCAACAAGGCACUGCACGACUACCGCGAGACGCUGUCCGGGCCGGUAACCGCCGACAACUGCGAUGCCCUUCUGGGCACAGCCAACCUGAUUCAGUACCUCAUGUGGUGUGACCUGAGCUUCAUGGAGGGCCAGAUGCCGGAGUCAGCUACAAAGCAGCCGACAAACAAGUGCCCUUACUCAACCGCAUCCUCACCCGGGUCAUCAUCACUAGCAUCACCACCCCACGAAUCCUACUCGGUCUCGUCACUACCACCACCAUCACCGCCACAACCCCUCGACCUAUCCGGUGAUCGCCUCUACUUCCUAUCCACCGGCGUGCGCCAAAUCUUCUUCAUGGCCUGGCCGCUGUUCCAGUCACCCCAGUCAGCCUUCGCCCACGUCAGCCUGCUAGGUCCAUGCAUGCGACUCGAAGACGCGGCCGAAGCGAGGGGCCUAAACUGGCAGCGAAUCAUGGGGGCGUUCAUGGCGAUAUACGACAACCCGCGGUAUAUCGGGGAUCGGGAACCCGACUACAUCAUCAACAACAACGCAGCACCCUACUAUCCAACCCCCCAACCCUCCAGUCCCUCCUACACCUGCACCAGCACCACCCCAGGCAGCUUCGGCAACACCACCAUCGCCGCCAGCACCACCACCACCAUCAACACCACCGACCACGCCACCAGCGGUUCCUUCCUCGAAGGCCUCCUCUCCAACAACCCACCCGCCUCCCCUUGCACAACCGCACCAGGAUCCAACUCAUCCCCCCAACCCUACCACAUCAUGACCCUCUGGGACAGCUACAAGGAAGGCGAAGCCUACGUGCGCAGUGUCGGCUCGGGCCGCCCCCCGAACGAGGCCGCGACGCGGGCGGCAUUCAAACGCCUCGCGACACGGCUAGCUGUGGCGUUGGCCGUGGCGUUGGAUAUUCAGAAAAAUGGGGAUAGCAAAGGGAAAGGGUUGGCAGAGGUGCGGAAGAGUGAUACGGUGCGGUAUGUGUCGACUUUCCCGAUGAUGUGUUUUGGGCCGUUGUUGGCAUUGAUUGGGAGCGGGGACUCGAGGAUGUUGGUGUUGUUGUUUCAUAUUUAUCGGGUUGCGGAUUUGUUGUUGCCGGAGGAGCAGCAGUGGUGGUUGAGGAAGAGGGUGGUGGUUAUGCAGGAGGCAAUUGCGAAGGAGUUGAAGGGGAGGGGGUUGGAGGUGUGUUUGAGGGGGUUGAGUGUGGUGCCGUGA
This is a messenger RNA of Dichotomopilus funicola, 1740 nucleotides long. RefSeq lists its product as uncharacterized. The record is from RefSeq and is a predicted model, not a curated record. NCBI's taxonomy places the organism in Eukaryota, Fungi, Ascomycota, Sordariomycetes, Sordariales, Chaetomiaceae. Gene Ontology annotation, molecular function: DNA-binding transcription activator activity, RNA polymerase II-specific; zinc ion binding. Gene Ontology annotation, biological process: regulation of transcription by RNA polymerase II. The transcript has 5 exons. Bases 1 to 1740 code for a protein of 579 amino acids.